AGGAGGAGGAGGAGGAAGAGGAGGAGGAGGAGGAGGGGGAGGAGAGGAGAAGGGAACAAGAAUGAACGCGGUCGAAGGGGACAGGGGAGGGAAAGGAGGAGGAAGAGGAGGGGGGGGCGGAGGCAAGGUGGGAAGGGCAGGAGGAGGAGAAGGAGGAGCAACAGCAUCAGACAAGACAAGACAAGACAAGACAAGGAAAGGCAAGGCAAGGCAAGACAAGACAAGACAAGACAAGGCAAGGCAAGACAAGGCAAGACAAGGCAAGGCAAGGCAAGGCAAGAAAAGACAAGACAAGGCAAGGCAAGGCAAGGCAAGGCAAGGCAAGGCAAGACAAGGCAAGGCAAGAAAUAA
This is a messenger RNA of Guillardia theta CCMP2712, 351 nucleotides long. RefSeq lists its product as hypothetical. The record is from RefSeq and is a predicted model, not a curated record. The transcript has 3 exons. The annotation marks the transcript as partial. NCBI's taxonomy places the organism in Eukaryota, Cryptophyceae, Pyrenomonadales, Geminigeraceae.